This is a messenger RNA of Aspergillus fijiensis CBS 313.89, 1278 nucleotides long. RefSeq lists its product as uncharacterized. The coding region runs from base 1 to 1278 and encodes 425 amino acids. The record is from RefSeq and is a predicted model, not a curated record. The transcript is spliced from 4 exons. NCBI's taxonomy places the organism in Eukaryota, Fungi, Ascomycota, Eurotiomycetes, Eurotiales, Aspergillaceae.
AUGAUAACAAGCAAGCCAGCCAGAAGCAGAGAUCGACCAUGUGCAUCACACUUCGAGUUUAUCUCCGUCGUGGGUGACAAUGUAGCCGGAGAUGCAGCCACGCGGCGACGCGUUCGCAGCCACGCGAUGGUCGACUAUCGCCGACGAACCGCUAAACCCAAGCGAAAGGAAACCAUAGCUAUUGAGUUUGAUACGAACCCGCUGCUGCAGGGCUCUGCUUCGUUACCUUUGCCUUUUUCUCCGCCAUUGCAUGAAAAGCAGCAGUCCUGCACAAAUGGCUCUUCUACACAGCAGUUGACUGUGAGAAUAGUGUACGAUGGAACUUGUUCCAUGUUUCGAACCAUGCUCGACAUCGGCUUCCUCGAUGUCGUCCGUGAAACCAUCGCUCUAUCGCAACUGUUAUCAGCCUCGUCGAAACACCUGGGACAUCUAUACGCCGACGAUAGCAGCACGGAUCAUUACAGAUACACCGUUCAUGCGACAACUCUCCUGCAGCAGCGUCUAGGAGACCCCGCAACUUGUGUUUCCGACGAGGUGGUCGUUGCUGUGCUGGCCUUCUGUUCUUUUGAACGUUCACAUAAAUGGUCUAUCCCGGUGGAUGUCAAUGGCGCAUAUAUCCAGGACAGUAUGCCUCGAUACCAGCAACCUCUAGCGAUCCUGGCCGGUCGCAGCAAGCUCACCAUGGCCUCGUAUCAGUUCGACUUAUCGCUUGAGGGCGGAACAAACCGCCACGUCUUUGUCUCAUAUAUCCGUCAGAGCCUUGGCGAGUUGCACAUGAUCAUGCUAUCCGAGUUAAUGAAACGGGAUCUCUGGUCUGACGUCCUGUUUCCCGGUUUUCACAUCUCACCGAUUCUACACAUUCUGCUGUCACACCCACGUGCCACAGUCCACGAUACCAUAGAGUUGCGUGUGAUGGAAUGCUUCCGGCUAGCUACGGUCGUGUAUCUGACAGAGCUUCGUGGGAGAUUUGGUUUAGACACCGUCCCUGGCCUGUUAUACGGAUCUAAGUUACAUUUACUCUUGCAUGAUAUGACGCUCUCUCUGCUCUCGACGAGUCAUCAGAUCUACCUUGUCUGGGCCUUGACAGUCGGGUCUUGUGCUUCAUGUCUAAGUGAAGAAUUGCAAGGAUCGUUUGUAGGCUUGCUUAGGAAAAUGAUUGUAUUCAUGGGAGUGGCUGAAUUUACUGACUAUCAAGAUCUUAUUGGACAGUUCCUCCGGAUUCCCGACGCUUUGUUUUGUUCACUGGAUGCGCUGGAGGACCAGCUAUUCUUUCCGUGA